UAUGUUUUGAGAGAAGGAAGGAGGCCGCUCUGACGUCCGUAUUUCUAUCAGCUCGGAGGAGAAUUCGCCGUCAAAAUGAGUGAGACGAGUGCUGUGGUGGAGAAAUCUCUGCGUUCCGUGUUUGUUGGAAACAUUCCAUAUGAAGCUACAGAGGAGAAACUUCGUGAUAUAUUUAGCCAGGUUGGCCCAGUCUUAUCUUUUAAGCUUAUGUAUGACCGUGAAUCUGGCAAACCAAAAGGCUAUGGCUUCUGUGAAUAUAAAGAUCAAGAGACAGCACUAUCAGCUAUGCGUAACUUGAACAGCUAUGAGAUCGGAGGCAGACCACUCAGAGUCGAUAAUGCUUGUACAGAGAAGUCAAGAAUGGAGAUGCAGAGUUUGAUGAUGGGUCCCGUUGUGGAAUCCCCUUAUGGCCCGGAGGUGGAGCCAGGGAAAGCUCCAGAAGCCAUCAGCAAUGCAGUGGCCUCUCUUCCCCCAGAACAGAUGUACGAACUUAUGCGGCAAAUGAAGCUGUGUGUGCGCAACAACCCCACUGAGGCUCGCACAAUGCUCAUGAAUAAUCCUCAACUUGCUUACGCAUUGCUGCAGGCUCAGGUUGUCAUGAGAAUCCUUGACCCCAAGACAGCUGUGCAGAUUCUCCAUGGGGGACGAGAAGCAGUGGAGCCCUUGAUGCCAGCUGGAAGUGUUCCUCCACCAUCUGUUCCUCCCCCGACCUCUGCUCCACCAACGCUUAAUGGAGGACCCCCUCCCCCAAGUGGCCCUCCCCCUCCAAACAACCUACCCACACGCUACCCACCACCCAUGGCAGGAGGACCAGGGGGCUUCCAAGGGCCCCCACCUGGCCCUCCACCUUCAAGAGGACCUCCUUUCCCAGGGGGUGACUUUGACAUGCGUCAGUUAGGUGGAGCACCAAGAGGACCUCCACCCCAAGGAAAUGAUCAGGAUAUGCGACUGCCUCCUCCAGGUAUGGGAGGACCUCCACCUCCUCAUGAUGGCUAUGGAGGCCCACAUCAUGACUUCGAUAACAGCCGACAAUCAAAGGAAUCAGAAGGAAGUAAUAGAUUUAGUCGUGAUCAGCGAAGUGAAUUUGACCAGCGUGACCAGAGGAAUGACCAGCGCGAUCAAAGGUUCAGGGAACCGCCACCAAGUCGUGAACCUCGUGAGACGUUCAGUCGUGGAGAUCCAAGAGACAACAGGUGA
Messenger RNA from Penaeus indicus, 1197 nucleotides. It is a transcript of the gene CstF64, whose product is annotated as cleavage stimulation factor subunit 2-like. The coding region runs from base 76 to 1197 and encodes 373 amino acids. Gene Ontology annotation, cellular component: mRNA cleavage and polyadenylation specificity factor complex. Gene Ontology annotation, molecular function: mRNA binding. NCBI's taxonomy places the organism in Eukaryota, Metazoa, Arthropoda, Malacostraca, Decapoda, Penaeidae. The record is from RefSeq and is a predicted model, not a curated record. The transcript has 8 exons.